Messenger RNA from Fundulus heteroclitus (mummichog), 1842 nucleotides. RefSeq lists its product as uncharacterized. The transcript is spliced from 3 exons. The record is from RefSeq and is a predicted model, not a curated record. NCBI's taxonomy places the organism in Eukaryota, Metazoa, Chordata, Actinopteri, Cyprinodontiformes, Fundulidae. The coding region runs from base 1 to 939 and encodes 312 amino acids.
AUGAACAUCUGGUCAGACUUGUCUGGGUCGGUUCUGGUCAGACUUGUCUGGGUCAGUACCAGUCAGACUUGUGUGGGUCGGUUCUGGUCAGACCUGUCUGGAUCGGUUCUGGUCAGACCUGGCUGGGUUGAUACCAGUCAGACUUGUCUGGGUCGGUUCUGGUCAGACUUGUCUGGGUCAGUACCAGUCAGACUUGUCUGGGUCGGUUCUGGUCAGACUUAUCUGGGUCGGUUCUGGUCAGACCUGUCUGGAUCGGUUCUGGUCAGACCUGUCUGGGUCGGUUCUGGUCAGACUUGUCUGGGUCAGUACCUAUCAGACUUGUCUGGGUCGGUUCUGGUCAGACUUGUCUGGGUCAGUACCAGUCAGACCUGUCUGGGUCGGUACCGGUCAGGCUUGUCUGGGUCAGUACCUAUCAGACUUGUCUGGGUCGGUUCCGGUCAGACUUGUCUGGGUCAGUACCAGUCAGACUUGUCUGGGUCGGUUCCGGUCAGACCUGUCUGGGUCGGUUCAGGUCAGACUUGUCUGGGUCAGUACCAGUCAGACUUUUGUGGGUCAGUACCAGUCAGACUUGUCUGGGUCAGUACCAGUCAGACUUGUCUGGGUCGGUUCCGGUCAGACCUGUCUGGGUCGGUUCCGGUCAGACUUGUCUGGGUCAGUACCAGUCAGACUUGUGUGGGUCAGUACCAGUCAGACUUGUGUGGGUCGGUUCUGGUCAGACCUGUCUGGGUCGGUACCGGUCAGACCUGUCUGGGUCGGUACCGGUCAGGCUUGUCUGGGUCGGUUCUGGUCAGACCUGGCUGGGGUGAUACCAGUCAGACCUGUCUGGGUCGGUUCUGGUCAGACCUGUCUGGGUCGGUACCGGUCAGACCUGUCUGGGUCGGUUCUGGUCAGACCCAGCUCUGCUCUCUUCUCCAGGUCUGGUUCUGCCUCUGUGGCUAGCGGUCUGGACACAGAACCGGCUGUUGUAGCUUUUUACCAGAACCUGGAUAAUCCUGGAGGGGAGCCUGAGCAGCCGGAGUCUGAGCCUGAUGAUGGUCGGCGGGACGCCGUCCAGUGGUGGUGAGUGACUUGUGACCAGUUCUCAGGUCCAGGCCACUGCCUGCUGCAGCCAAAGCCUUCUAGACGGCUUUAGUCUCCACUCCCCAUCCUGUUGUGCUGGUGUCCACACGCCUCCUGGGCCUAUCUGCAGAAACCAUAGUUUCCUGUCCUGGACUGUCCUGUCUGCUGAGGCGCUCCCCAUGUCCAGCUGUUCCCUGUCUUCAGCAGGUCAGGCAGGCGUGAUGAGGACUCCACCAUGCCCAUGAAGUUCCUGUGGCUGUAGCAUGUGGAGCAUCGCUUCCUUUUGUCUGCUCUGAUGCCUGGACAGUUUAUGGCAUGGCCCAGAAAACGCAUCUCUGUCAGGAAGCUGGCUUCUCCGUCACGGUGCUCUGCUCGGUCUCUCCCUGUAACCACAACCAGAAAUGUUUGGGAGCUGAUGACGUACCAGAGGGCAGUCCUUUGAAGUGGUAUCGGUAGUCUUUAUGGAGAGGUGCCUGCUAGAAGCCUGAUGUAGCGUCCAGCUUUGUGAAAACUCUGCCGCCUUCCAGCCUGGCCAGUGUUACGUCCACCGGAGGUGAGCUGUGUCUCUCUGAUGGGUCAGGUCUACGCAGAUCCAUGUUUUCCCUGACGGUUCUGCUAUAGGGACCAUGCCUGCACACCAUCCUGUUGGUGCAGACUAUGACCCCCAUCUUCUCCAUGCGGUCUAAUUCCUCUUUGACUUUGGUGAGAAUGGUAAUGGCUACUUGUCUGGGGGCAGAGAAGGCACAGGGAGCUGCUUCUUUAAGUUUCAUUUUGUAUUCCUCU